Molecule: messenger RNA, 3130 nt
Organism: Lymnaea stagnalis (great pond snail)
Lineage: Eukaryota; Metazoa; Mollusca; Gastropoda; Lymnaeidae
Source: the annotation of a GenBank genome assembly
UCAGGAUUUGAAUUGAGAAACGUUAGGCGCAGACCUAGUUGUGCGUGUUUCCGCCGAACUCUUGACGUAAUUUUACCGCUGACAAUAGUCUGCCUCAUCUACGCCAUCAGCAUUCGCAAACCGACGCCGGAACGUUCAGAAAUCGGGUCGGCUCUUAAACCAGCUGUGGAAAUCCGUAAGGUGGGAAACUUCAAACUUACGAGUCUUGAAAGGGUUCAAGGAAGCGCUGGACUCGUGGCCGAGGUGAACCACGACAUUGGUGACGCAGCAAGAGAUGGGAUGAUUACUCGUGAGCUGACCCGCAUCCAGAAGGGAGAGCGGCCCAUCGAGCCAAAUAUGAUUUCUGAAAACAAAAGCUACCCCGACUACUACCUUGUUCCACGAGUGUAUAAUCAUAAUGUGUCUCGACUUUUUAGAAACAUCACCAAAACGUCGACAGAUCACAAGUUAUUUAUUCCGAUUCCCCAAGAGGCGUAUCUCAUGGAAAAUAAAAGUUUCUUUGAGAUUAAACCGUCCAUUCAUCCCGUGAACCAUUCGUUCUCAUUUUUAAUCACCGGAGAGUCCGUCUGCCAAGAAACCCCCUUUCUGUUGGUGGUCAUCCCGUCAGUGAUUGAUCACCGUGAAAUGCGGGAGGCGAUUCGCCGUACCUGGAUCAAGGCGGCCGAGACGAACUCAUGGCCCCGGGCCAACGUCACGGUGAGGCUCAAACACAUUUUCUUAUUUGGGUAUAAUAAAAACUCUAAGUUGCAAGAUUUCAGAAGACUUCUCCGCGAAUCCCACGAACACAGAGACGUGGUUAUGGUCGAUUUUGAAGACUCGUACAGGAAUUUAACCAUAAAAAUACUGUCGGGCUUAAGGUGGAUGACGUCGUUCUGUCCUCGGGCUGAGUUCCUGCUCAAAGUUGACGAGGACACGUUCAUCAAUGCCCCCCUGAUGACGGAGUUACUCCUCCGCGUCCGCCAGGAAGAGCGGACUGGAAAAUACGUUUUAGGGCUCAGGCACGCGUACAGGCAACCCGUGGUGGCGAGACACGGGAAAUGGGCUGUCAGCAAGGAAGAAUACCCCUUGGACUACUACCCACAUUACUUGUACGGACACACCUAUGCCAUUAGCAGACUUGGUGUUGGUGAGCUUCUGGACAAGUCAAAGUACGCGCGAAUAAUCGCACCGGAAGACGCCUACAUAACGGGGAUAUUACCGAAAAUUUCCGGCAUUCCACGCUUGGGCGCCCCGAGUUUCGCCGUCUGCUGUAGGCUGAUCUACGAUUGUGAAGUCGUCUGGAACCGUCGGGUUGCCCUGACAGCCGUGGUGAACACCAAGACACUCAACCAGCUGUGGGCCAAUGUCCUGGGUGAUGUGUGUGACAAGGACGUUGCUUUCAUUGAUGGUAGAUUAAUAAAAUGAGAUUAAAAUGGAGCUGGACAAGUGUUCUAAACUUCUCAACUUGUUUGCUAUCGCUGAUGAGGCACUGGGACAUCAGCGAAUAUUAAGUGUUGUUUAAAUAGCGCCGACGUCAACACAAAAAAGCAUCGGUACACGAAUGUAUUUAAUAAUAUUGUGAUAAGCGUUUAAUUUACAUACGGCAUUGUAGCCCAAAGCCUAAAGACGUUUAAAACGCUAUUAAAAAAGAAAAUUACUAUGAAAAUUGUUGCAAAUUUUCUUCAAAGGAAUUGAAACCGAACUCAUUCAAAGUUAAGAAGAUUUUGCUUUAAGUUAAAUAAAAUGUGUUUUUUUUUUUAAUGAGAUAAAAAAUAUCAAUUCUCCAGUGUUAAAUUUUUAAGUUCGCAGCAUUUGCCUAUUGAGGAGAAACCAAUUUAAAAACAUAAGUAAAAAUGUAACCCGUCUACUUUGAACCAACCAUUGCAUUUGCAUUAGGAAUAAACUAAAAACAACGUAAGGCCUUCAUGAGGAGUCUGUACCAGUAUAUAUAUGACUAGAGUAAAACUCUAAAUUAAAUUAGAUUUUUGAUGACUUCAUAUGUGGAUAAUUCUUACCCACUUAACGCCCCUGGCCAUAAUCUUAACACCGGCAGCGCUCUGGAGUCAAUACUUUUUUGUACCGGCAGCGCUCUGGGGUCAAUACUUUUUAGUACCGGCAGUGCUCUGGAGUCAAUACUUUUUAGUACCGGCAGCGCUCUGGAGUCAAUACUUUUUAGGACCGGCAGCGCUCUGGGGUCAAUACUUUUUAGUACCGGCAGCGCUCUGGAGUCUAUACUUUUUAGUACCGGCAGCGCUCUGGGGUCAAUACUUUUUAGUACCGGCAGCGCUCUGCAGCUAAUAAUUUUCAGUACCGGUAGCCCACCGAAGCCAAUAAAUAUCGGUCCUGACAGCAUUGGGGCCAGAAAAACAGCCCGAUGAUUAUCACCUGGUGACAUCUCUUUCAAUCUGUAUGUUAUGAAAUCUCGCAUUUUUAAAACCAUAUAUCGCACAUGUACUGGUCAUUGAAAUCUCAACAUCACGCUCUUUGAAUUUCGUAAGGUUAAACAUAAUUGGGUGCUGGGUGGCCGAAUGUUAGUGGUCUGGAGUUCAAUUCCAGCCAGAGCCCAGUCAAGCAAUAACACCACCAGCUCCCCGGGUAGAUGAGACUCGUUAACCUUGGAUUGGCAAAUCAUCUAAGAGAAGGAAACUCUGAAAUCAAACCCGGAGAUGGAGUCCCGAAAGGCGGAUGGCAUUGAUACAGAGAAACAUUCCGGCAACUCCUGCGACGUCACUGGCGCCAAGUUGUGUCGUCCAAUGAUGUUCCCUUGGGUUACCCAGCGGCGUGGAGAGAGGCGAUUUGCUGUUGGGAACCAGCUUAUAAUCCUUAAAGUAUAAUCCCAGGCCAUGUGGAUUUCGUCCUCCGAAGCCCACUCCAUCGUCACAUUGUGACGGACGGAUGCCAGCAAAAAAAAUUAUUAUUUUCUGUCAAGACAUUCUGAUACUGUGGUUUGAACAACGAGGUGGAGAUUACAUUCCUCCUAUUCUGAUUCUGCUUUUGUUUUGUCUGCACUCAAAAUUUCAGCAGCGUACGUUGUUUUCAAAACAGUUUUGUCUUGAGCUUGGCGUUACAGAUUUCUAUCAAUUGACUUGCAUAAUAAUAUUUAACCCUUAGGUCAGCUCUCGUGGUUGCCCUUGGGUAUAGCUAUUAGGAG